Sphenostylis stenocarpa is the source of this 1098-nucleotide messenger RNA. The record is from the annotation of a GenBank genome assembly. NCBI's taxonomy places the organism in Eukaryota, Viridiplantae, Streptophyta, Magnoliopsida, Fabales, Fabaceae.
AUGGAUAAAUUUCUGAAUGACAUGGAAAGGGAGAAGCCAAUUAGAUUCACCAAUCAACAACUAAGGAUUGCAACUGAUAACUACUCCAACUUGUUGGGGUCUGGAGGUUUUGGAACAGUUUAUAAGGGAAUUUUUAGUAAUGGGACCAUGGUUGCUGUGAAGGUUCUGCGAGGGACUUCAGACAAGAAAAUCGAGGAGCAGUUUAUGGCAGAAGUGGGUACCAUUGGCAGAAUUCAUCAUUUCAAUCUUGUUAGACUCUAUGGAUUUUGCUUUGAAAAGAACCUGAUAGCAAUGGUGUACGAGUACAUGGGAAAUGGCUCUCUUGACAGGUAUUUGUUCCAUGAAAAGAAGACCUUAGGAUAUGAAAAGCUUCAUGAGAUUGCAGUGGGAACAGCUAGAGGCAUUGCCUAUUUGCAUGAAGAGUGCCAACACAGAAUAAUCCACUAUGACAUAAAACCAGGAAAUAUUCUCUUGGACAGGAAUUUCAAUCCUAAAGUGGCUGAUUUCGGUUUAGCCAAGCUUUGCAACAGGGACAAUACUCAUAUAACUAUGACUGGUGGUAGGGGAACUCCAGGUUAUGCUGCACCCGAGCUUUGGCUUCCAUUUCCUAUAACUCAUAAGUGUGAUGUUUAUAGUUUUGGCAUGCUGCUAUUUGAAAUCAUAGGCAGAAGAAGAAACCUUGAUACUAAAGUUGCUGAAAGCAAAGAUUGGUUUCCAAUGUGGGUUUGGAAAAGAUUUGAAACAGGAGAACUGUGGGAGUUAAUGAUAGUUUGUGAGAUAGAGGAGAAAACUAAGGAGAUUGCAGAAAGAAUGGUUAAGAUAGCUCUGUGGUGUGUUCAGUAUAGGCCAGAAUUAAGGCCGAUGAUGAGUGCUGUGGUGAAAAUGUUGGAAGGUUCAGUGGAAAUUCCUGAACCCGACAACCCGUUUCCGCAUUUCAUGGGUGGGACUACCAUUGCUCAUCCAGUCGCAGAGUCACAGACCUAUAAUACAACAAGUAUUUCAUCGGGUUCUUCUGUCAUGGUAUCAAACUCCAGCAUUGUAUGUGCUACUCCUGUUAUGAGGAAGUACGAGAUUGAAUUAGCCUCUAGCAUUGUAUGA